GUCCGCCGUCUGCUAGUCCCGAAGUCGGCGAAGAAGAGCUUCACACGAAUGAGGGAAUCGUGUUGGCGAAAAUUGUGAGCCGCUAUGAAUUUGAUAAGGCAUGGAGCUGCUGACCGCUAAAGUUGAAGCAUAGGUUCGGAAGCCGGGCUCGCGCGAUAGGCUCGGAUGCCAGGGCCUAGUUGCAGGGCAGAAACUAAGUUAGAACUGCACGUAACGCCAGGUGAUGGGACUAGCACAAGCUGUAGCGCAAACAGUAGCAGUGACAUUCACCAGCAGCAGCAGCAGUCGCAGCAUCAUCACCACCUGCAACUCCAAGGGCAUGGAUAUCCACGCGAGGAUGCAAUGGCUCGAUCGCCCAGUCAUGAGUCGUUCGCCACGGAUCUCUCACUGCUCUCCCUCUCAAGCUCGGGCUCGGAUGUAAGUCGCUUCAGAAUCGGGCUGAUGUCGAUUUCACGAGUUACCUCGGCCGAUCGCGAGGAACAGGUGGCGCCGCUGAUACACGUGCAUGAUGCGGCUCCAACUGCCACGACGCCCACCAGCUCCGGCAGACAGCAUCAUCAUCAUCACCACCAUCCGCUCGCAUCGAAUCGGAACAGCUUGCAGGUUCCGGGGGAAUCCUACGGGAAUUCUCGAAGUCAAGACGCACUGUUCGAAGAGGAGUCGGACGUCAUUAGGAAUUGUUCGGUUUUGUCCUCCGCUGUUCUAGGUCUCAUGAAAAGUUUCUCUACGGGUGAUAUAUCGAGCUCGUUCGAAUUCACUGAGCCGUUGAGGAAUACCGUAUCGGAGGAAAUACUCUGUGCCAACGCUUGGGCAACCUUUGAGGUUCCUGCAAAUCGACGACUUGACUGCACGUCAAGGUCGUGCAGUACGUGGGUUGCUGUGGGAGAUAUGCAGUCUUCGACCAGUCAACUCCCAUCUCCGUCCACGCGAUGUGGUUCUGGCAAUAUUUCAGGAUUCACCGCGGCAGAUUUGGUGCGCUCAGUAAAUAAGAAGGUUCGACAAAUGUAUAUCAGGCGAAGGCUCUUAUCAACUUACAAGGCGCUCGAGAGACUCACGAAAAGCCAGUUGAACCUCAGCGAAGCUCUGCAGGCAUCAGGACCUUCGGAUAUAAAGAAAAACAUCCAGGAUGAAUUGCGUCUCAUGUCUUCAGCGACAGGGGCCAGAGGCCAGGAAGGUCGCAAGACGCCUCUGACACAGCGAGAUGUCGAACAGGAUCGGGGGAAACCUUUGACGAAAUACGAGCGUAAUAUCAUGAUAUUCAACUGGCUUCAUAAUAUAGAUGAUGACACUGAGAUGCCGUUCGAAGUCGCGUCCCAGACCCAACAACCCGGGACCCAAACUUUGCAACCAGCCGCUUAG
Galendromus occidentalis (western predatory mite) is the source of this 1359-nucleotide messenger RNA. RefSeq lists its product as uncharacterized. Bases 343 to 1359 code for a protein of 338 amino acids. Lineage: Eukaryota; Metazoa; Arthropoda; Arachnida; Mesostigmata; Phytoseiidae. The record is from RefSeq and is a predicted model, not a curated record. The transcript is spliced from 7 exons.